Messenger RNA from Platichthys flesus (European flounder), 2715 nucleotides. RefSeq names its product solute carrier family 25 member 55a (gene slc25a55a). Lineage: Eukaryota; Metazoa; Chordata; Actinopteri; Pleuronectiformes; Pleuronectidae. Gene Ontology annotation, biological process: malate-aspartate shuttle; L-glutamate transmembrane transport; aspartate transmembrane transport. Bases 718 to 1716 code for a protein of 332 amino acids. The record is from RefSeq and is a predicted model, not a curated record. The transcript is spliced from 8 exons. Gene Ontology annotation, molecular function: L-glutamate transmembrane transporter activity; L-aspartate transmembrane transporter activity.
CUGGCAUCGUGGGGGUCACAUGUGUCUUCCCCAUCGACUUGGCAAAGACCAGGUUGCAGAAUCAGAGGCCCGGUCAGCAGGUCUACAAGAGCAUGAUGGACUGCCUUGUGAAAACAGUAAAAUCUGAAGGCUACUUUGGCAUGUACAGAGGUAAGAUUCAUGCACAUCUGAAUAUUAAGAACCAGAAGGUCAGAACAUGUCCACAAAGAUAAUUUGUAGUAGAGGUUUAACAUUGAAAUAUGUACUACUAGGUACUUUUGUUCAGUGCAUGGGAUACUUUACAUUUAAAUGACAUACUGUGGUUAUGAGUAGAGUCUGACUGAUGGAUUUUUGUGGGUCAAUGUUAGAAGGUAAAUAAAUAUCCGAUGUUUAUAUUCAGAAAAUGAGUGAUUCCUAAGAUGUCCUCAUCAAACCUUUUAUGACUAAAAUGUAUUUUAUCUUUUACAAUUUAUCUUUUUAUUUUAUCUUUUACAAUUUAACCACAAACUUAUAUAUAUAUAUAUAACUAAAAGAAAUGCUAAUACAAUGAAACAUUUUUAAACAUUUGAAUUAAGCGCUGUAAGGUUCAUAUCGACCAAAUGAUGUCAGUCGGGCUCUAGUUAUGACUUUUUUUUAAAUAGUUGUAAAAACAAAAGUUGCAAAAGUGGUAGUUGUAGUCUGGUGGGGGGUUUUUUUAACAUGCAGUCAGUAGCCAAUCAGACCAGUCCUGUUUAAUUAAUGAUCAGUUCACUGACUUUUGAUGUAGAACAAGAAAAUGUGGACAUAGCUCAUGUGAGAAAAAUGGAGACCUUUAGUCUGGUCUCAGCCUGUGUGAGGAAUGCUGUUUGUCUGCAUCUGUGUUUUUCAUAUUGCAGACGUGGGUCCCCUGGGCUAUUGAAGGCUAGCCGAUUAUGGCGCAGCCACGCUGGAGGCAAAUCAUUACAUGGCGCUGCAGUAAACUUGACCCUGGUCACCCCGGAGAAGGCCAUCAAGCUGGCUGCUAAUGACUUGUUUCGCAACUAUCUUAACAAGGAUGGAAAGGGGCUGACGGUGUUUAAAGAGAUGCUGGCAGGUUGUGGUGCAGGGAUGUGCCAGGUCGUUGUCACCACGCCCAUGGAAAUGCUCAAGAUACAGCUGCAGGAUGCAGGCAGACUCGUGGCCCAGCAGCAGAAACCGGUCAUGAUGACUCCUGCAAAGCUCGUGGCCACUAACACGGUGCUCAGCCGCUCCUACAACUCGGUGGCCACGGCACCCCGAGCUGUGUCGGCCACUCAGAUUGCAAGGGAGCUGCUUCAGACUCAGGGCAUCCGGGGGCUCUACAGGGGACUGGGAGCAACACUAAUGAGGGAUGUUCCCUUCUCUAUAGUCUACUUCCCACUGUUCGCAAACCUGAAUCGCCUCGGAAAACCCUCCCCCGAGGGAUCGUCCCCGUUCUACUGGGCCUUCUUCUCAGGCUGCGCAGCCGGAUCCACUGCAGCAGUGAUUGUUAAUCCCUGUGAUGUGGUGAAGACGAGGUUGCAGUCAAUGAGCAAAGGGUCCAGUGAGGAGACAUACACUGGUGUCGUGGACUGUGUGAGUAAAAUCAUGAGGAAGGAGGGGCCGUCUGGUUUCCUGAAAGGAGCCGGCUGUCGGGCUCUGGUCAUCGCUCCUCUCUUUGGAAUUGUCCAAGUUAUGUACUUUGUUGGCGUUGGAGAAUACAUCCUGGACAACUCGCCCCUGAGCCUCCUGUCGGUGUGAACCCACAUCAGCUUCCUGUCUAUGAAUACAACCUUUUGGGCGUAAAUUACGUAAUAACUGGCAGCUACACACCACCAGUUAACAGCAGAAGAGGAAAAAAAACUACACAAGGCUUGUUUGACUAAGUCAAAAAGGCUUUGAGAUGUGAAGACUUGUAUUUCAUCUUUUGUAUGAUGUGUUGCACUUCAGACACUUUUCAGACGUGUUCAGUGAGGCUGUGGCCAGCGUUAGCUCGAGCUGUUAGCCUUACUGAGUUGAGGGACUCGGAGUCGCAGUGUUAUUCUCUUUGUCCUGAGACUGUCCUAUUGUGUUCCCCUCUGUGAGGGCGUGGAGCUCGCUCCUUCAAAGAGGCCGGUGGGUUUUCCUACAUGUUAUCACAUUUCAUAUUAUUUUCUGUUUGUGCGUCUUUCCUCCUUUUUCCAUUGUUGUCUCAUAUUUCACUUUGGAACACGAGGCUUCAAAUGGGGAAACAGUGGAACCUUUUACAUUUUUUCUAUUUAAAGGGAUCUUUUUAUUUUUUACUUUAAUAUACAGCAUUUCCUGUGAUAUACGUGUUAAAUUGGACUGAUCGUGAACCUUCCUAGUGACGUGGGACCAGACGGUUUGAAACCAUGAAUAGUGUCCUGCUUGCUACUUGACAUUAGCGCUUCUGUUGUUUAGUAGUUUGUAGACAACAAUGUUUGUAUCUUAAUAUCUGCAAAAACUUGAUGCAUUCAUGCACAUUGUAUAAGUAUGUGUUUGAUCACAUACCCUCAGUUUAGAGACUUGCAUAUGCAGACCUACCAUCUCUAUCACCGGUUACUGUGUUUUCUGCCCUAACAGUGGAAGUUAGCAUUUCUCUCUGAGGAAACGAUGCUCUUGGCCAAAAAACAGCAUUAAUAUUAUUGUUACUGUGACCUUGUGACAAAUGACUGUUACCUUACUUUGCGUUUGAUGGCUUUUUGUAUAUAACGUGUAUAUAUUUAUAUAUAUAAUUCAUUAAAACCUGCAAACCACUCA